Molecule: messenger RNA, 1976 nt
Organism: Mercurialis annua (annual mercury)
Lineage: Eukaryota; Viridiplantae; Streptophyta; Magnoliopsida; Malpighiales; Euphorbiaceae
Exons: 3
Coding region: 253-1794 (513 amino acids)
Molecular function (GO): acetylglucosaminyltransferase activity
Source: RefSeq, a predicted model, not a curated record
CACUAAAAAUACAAAACCAUACAGAAACUUACAUUUACGUCUCUCUACACUAAAUUAAAAUCUUUGUAGCUAAAUACUGGGGGACUGUGUAAGUACUACUGAGCAGCUAUGCAUGCUCUCUGUCCUUCUUCCCUUUUUUUCUCUUGAUACACGCUUUCCAACACAACAUUUUCUCUCACUUUCUAUUUCACUUUCUCGGCAAUCAAUCACAUUCAUAAUUUUGUUUCCAAUUUUUUAAUUUUUUCAAAGAAAAUGAAGGCGAGCCAGAAAGAUUCAGAGAAAAUAAUCUGGGAUCAGGUGAGAACUCCAUCUGGUUCGUCACAACCUAAAUUCUUGCCUAAACUUUUAAUUUGGUUAAUUCUAUUUGUUUCACUCACGUACGCCAUUUACACUCUGAAGCUCGUAGCCGAUUCCCGUACUUGUAAUCACGAGCCCUUCUCUAAUCACCACCGUUCUUUACUCCGUAAUUUUUCUUCCAUAUCUCAAAAUAAAACAAAUUUACCCAUUCAACGGUUAGAUAAUCAAUUAGAGCGGAGUCAAGAAACCCGUUUAAAUACGGAUAUCAGCCAUGUGGUUUUCGGUAUCGCCGCAUCGGCGAAGCUAUGGGAGAAAAGAAAAAACUACAUCAAGAUUUGGUAUAAACCUCAAGAAAUGCGAGGGGUGGUUUGGUUAGAUAAGCCCGUCAAAACCAGAACCAGAACCGAUUUGCCUCCGAUUAGAAUAUCAGCCGACACGUCUCGGUUCGCUUACACGAACCGGCAGGGUCACCGGUCGGCGAUUCGGAUCUCGCGGAUAGUAUCGGAAACGCUCCGCCUCGGGAUGGAGAAUGUGAGGUGGUUUGUUAUGGGAGAUGAUGACACGGUUUUUAUAACGGAGAAUCUUGUGAGAGUGUUGAGAAAAUACGAUCAUACUCAGUAUUAUUAUAUCGGGAGUUCGUCGGAAUCUCAUUUGCAGAAUAUUUAUUUCUCGUACGGUAUGGCUUACGGUGGCGGUGGGUUUGCUAUUAGUUACCCGUUAGCUAAAGCGCUUGAUAAAAUGCAAGAUAGGUGUAUUCAGAGAUAUCCUGGGUUGUAUGGAUCUGAUGAUAGAAUGCAAGCUUGUAUGGCGGAACUCGGUGUCCCACUCACUAAAGAAACCGGGUUUCACCAGUAUGAUGUGUAUGGAAACCUAUUUGGAUUACUCGCGGCGCACCCUGUUACGCCCUUGGUUUCUCUGCAUCAUCUAGAUGUGGUUGAGCCCAUCUUCCCUAAUGUGACUCGAGUUGAAGCAGUUGAGCGGCUGAUGGCGCCUAUGAGGCUGGACUCAGCUGGACUGAUGCAACAAUCCAUCUGCUAUGAUAAAUCUAAGACCUGGACGAUUUCCGUCUCUUGGGGUUUCGCGGUUCAAAUAUUCCGCGGAGUAUUUUCUCCCCGUGAGAUAGAAAUGCCUUCGAGAACAUUUUUAAAUUGGUAUAGAAGAGCUGAUUACACUGCAUACGCAUUCAACACUCGUCCGGUUAGUCGAAACCCUUGCCAAAAACCAUUUGUAUUCUACAUGUCAAAGGCGAGAUUUGAUUCAUCUCUGAAUUUAACGGUGAGUGAAUACACCCGUCAUCGUGUUCCCCACCCGACAUGUAAAUGGAAGAUGGCCGAUCCUACUAAUCUUGACACGAUUCUCGUUUAUAAGAAGUCUGACCCUCAUCUAUGGGACAGAUCCCCUAGAAGAAAUUGUUGCAGGGUGAUGGAGUCAAAGAAGAAAGGGAGUUUUAGGGUUGAUGUGGGUUUAUGUAGUGAAGGUAAGAUCAGUGAAAUAUAGUGAUAAUUUUAUAAUAAUCUCUCAAAUUUUUAAUUUAUUUUCUCAUGUUGCCAAUUUUGCGAAGUAGAGUCUGACAUGAAGAUUCAUUAGGGAAAACAAAUAUUUUUAAUGUAUAAAAAGGUGUAGUUUGUAAAACAUGUUGGGCACUUGUAAUUUAGGUAAUGUAGUUAGUUAAUUCUUAA